AUCCGACGAGAAUGUAAUCGAUGUAGGAAAUGUAGUCGAUAUUCAUUGACGUUAAUAAAAUUAGAAGUGCCAAAUAUAAGCAUAACCAAAAUGUUUUGUAUUCGUAUUACUGGUGAAUUUAAUAAAAUUUAAUAUUUAAUGAAUCGUGUACGUAUGUAUUUAGUAGAUAAUGGGUUCGAGAGCACGUUCUUGUUUCUUACGGUGUCUGCUGGACUCACAUGCACCUAUUAAACUACCUCAUAAUGAAGAAAAGGUAAUAGGUCGCAACAAAUUAACAAAAAUAAAAGAUCAGUCGUGUUCUCGACAGCAACUUUCUCUCAAAGCAGACUGUGAAAAAUGCUUGGUUGAAAUCAAACAAUUGGGUGUAAAUUCUUCUGGUCUCGACGGAUUCGCUCUGAUAAGAAAUGUGGAAUACAAAGCAGAACAUGGAGCUAAAGUAGAAGUUCUGUUUAAUAAUUUUGUCCAUUUAAUAGAGUUUGAUCCACCACCAGAAAAUUCUGAUAAACAAAAAAAACUUGGCAACAAACGAAAACUAGAUGAGGAUGAAGAAUCACCAAGGAAGAAGAAAAGUUUAAAAAUGGAAACUGUGACUGAAGUGCCAGUAAAAGCAGCUGUUGAAAACAUGUGGGAAGACAUUGACAGAGGUGAACUUUAUGUGUUCACUUCAAAAGGAGUCAAGGCAAGCAAGAAAAUAGCGGCUUUUGAUAUGGAUGGCACUCUGAUCAAAACUAAGUCUGGCAAAGUCCAUCCAGUUGACUGUAAUGAUUGGCAAAUAGCAUUUCCUACUGUUCAAAAGAAGCUGAAAGAGCAUGCAGACCAGGGUUACAAACUUGUGAUAUUAAGUAACCAAGCACCAAUAGGCAAUGGCCGAGUAAAAAUAGAAGAUUUUAAGAAAAAGAUUGAAAAUAUAGUCAUAAAGUUGGAUUUGCCAUUCCAAGUAUACAUAGCCACUGGAAAAGGGUUCUAUAGGAAACCAACGCCUGGAAUGUGGAAAGUUUUGUCUGAACAGAAUAAUGAUGGACUAGAAAUAGACAUGGCCCAGAGUUUCUACUGUGGAGACGCUGCAGGCAGGGUCGCUAACUGGGCGCCUGGAAAGAAGAAGGAUCACUCAAUGGCUGACAAACUCUUGGCAGAAAAUCUCAACCUUAGGUUUUAUACACCAGAACAAUUUUUCUUAGGACAUUCAAUAGCUAAUGUACCAAUGAGUAAACCAGAUUUCAAUCCUAAAGAUCUUACCUCUUCAACAUUUAAUCAGGAUUUAAUUAGCAAAGUAAAAGAGAUUUUGGUACUGGUCGGCUUCCCUGGUAGUGGAAAAUCGUUUUUGGCAAAACAAAUAGAAAAGAAGUCUGGAUACAAUUAUGUUGCCGUAUGUAGAGAUGUUCUCGGAUCAUGGCAAAAAUGUGCUGCUGAAGCCACAAAAUUAUUACAGAAAGGCAAAAGCGUCGUAGUCGACAGCACGAAUCCCGAUAAAGAGUCUCGCGCUCGUUGGAUAUCACUCGCUAAGGAAACAAAGGUGGAAUGUCGAUGUGCCAAGAUGACAGCGAGCAUAGCCCACGCGAAACACAACAACAAGUUCCGAGAACUGAUGAAAAUCAACCACAUUCCUGUCAAUGAUAUUGUUUAUCAUACUUACAAAAAUAAGUUCGUAGAGCCUACAACUAAUGAGGGUUUCAAACAAGUCAUUGAGGUUAAUUUCUCACCUGCUUUCGAAGACACGGAAUCAGAAUCGAUAUAUAAAAUGCAUUUACUAGAGAAAUAAAAAUUUUAAUUAUGGGAAA
This is a messenger RNA of Trichoplusia ni (cabbage looper), 1778 nucleotides long. RefSeq lists its product as uncharacterized. The record is from RefSeq and is a predicted model, not a curated record. The transcript has 6 exons. Bases 170 to 1759 code for a protein of 529 amino acids. Gene Ontology annotation, molecular function: polynucleotide 3'-phosphatase activity; protein binding; double-stranded DNA binding. Lineage: Eukaryota; Metazoa; Arthropoda; Insecta; Lepidoptera; Noctuidae. Gene Ontology annotation, biological process: DNA repair.